CUGUGUGUGUUUGCCGCUCUCACACUGACCAACAGUUCAUUCUGUCUCUGUAAGAAGACUGUGGCUGAUUUUAAACAUUAUUUAUAUUCUUCGUGUUUUAUCCAUUUUAAUAAACACAGCAGCUGCUACAGGUUAAUUCAAUCAUACAAUCAGCUUUCUGAUGAGAAGCCGAAGACUACGACAGCCAUGUUGUUGGCAGAAGCUGGAUGUGUGUUUAUGGGAUUCAUGCUGUGUUUCUCAGGGGUGCAGGGACGAGCAAACAGCAUCUGCGCUUUAAAAGGUUCAUCAGUGGAUCUGCCCUGCUCAGCUGAACAUCCCACUACAACCAUGAAAUGGUACACUGUACAGCAGAUUGGAUCUGUAUUUAAUCUAAAGAAUCUCACUGCAGAUGACAGCCAUGUUAAGUACAUGUUGGAAGAGAAUAACUUCAAUCUAACAAUCAAAGCUCUGACAGAGAGGGAUGCAAAACUUUACUGCUGCAGCAGUAAAGAGGAUGCAGGAAAACCCAGAAAUAGUCAGCAAGGCAUGAUCAAGCUCCGUGUUGCAGACCUGCAGGUGAAGGUGAUUCCCUCCACAGAGGGACACACAGUAACACUGAUGUGCAGCACCAGCUGUCCUCUGACUGAAAACCCUGCAGCCUACAUCUGGUACAAGAACAGAGAGUUUCUCUAUGAGGACUGGUCUCCCUGGUACCAACAGCUGGUCAGCAGUGAGGAAGCAGUCACAUACUCCUGUGCUAUCAAAGGCUACGAGGACCUCAGAGCCCCUCAAGUCUCAGUGGAUUCUGUCACAUCAGCCUGCUUCAGUGUGACCUAUGCUAAAGGGAGAAUGUGUUCUUAUAAGAAGACAUCAGUGGAUGAGCCCUGCUCCAUCACAUAUCCAACAGGAGUGUAUGUUCAAAAGACUCGUGCAGCUGCAACAGGCCAUGUCAGAUUGACCUGUAACACCAGCUGUCCUCAGACUGAUCUUCAGAGUGCCUUAAAAAUGUACAGGAGCAGUGUCUCAGAGGGACAGUAUGGGGCAAUAAAGGAUGUAGUACCCCAAACAUCUACUGAAAGCUUCUCCUGUGCUGUAAACGGCCUCAAGGAUCUACACUCUGCUGCAGUCUGUGCAGAGGAAAAGAAAUGUUGGACUGUGAAUUAUGUCAGCAGGAGAAUCUGUGCUGUUCAAGGCUCCUCAGUGAACAUUUCAAGUGAAUAUUCUCAUCCUGACUACGAGCAGCCCCAGUCUAAAUCAUGGUAUAAAAUAAUCAGAGGUGCUAAGAAGGAUACUGAAAAGCCUGUUGAAGUUGCAGGUCAUGUUGAGUACCAUGAAAACAUGAACAAUCAUCACAUCCUGUCAAUUAAAAACCUGACAAAGAAUGACUCAACAGAAUACAAAUUCAAGAUCCAGACACGUGACGGAUGGAAACAGUCAGAUUUUUCUGGAGUGACGUUGGUUGUCACAGGUCUUAAAGUGACGUUCACUCCUUCUGCAGUGGUGACAGAGGGUCAGAGAGUCACACUGACCUGCAGCACCAGCUGUCCUCUGAACACAAACUACACCUGGAACUUCAACAGUCGACCUCUGAACCUGCCAGAGAACCAAAACAAACACCUGAUUCUAGACCCAGUCAGCAGUCAGCAUGAAGGAAGGUACUCCUGUACGGUCAAAACUGGUAGAAGAACCAUUGGCUCAAGUGAAAAAACUCUGACUGUCCAAAAUACUAAAGUGAAACAAACAUCUGCUGCAGCUGCAGGAGUCGGUGCUGCUCUCCUGGUUUUAAUACUUCUCGCUGUCUUUUGCUGGAUUAGAAAAAAGAAGACGCCCAGCCAAUCUCCUCAGAGUGAAAACUCAAACAACUUGGAGCAGCUAAACCCUGGUCCUGUGUAUGACGAAAUCUCAGCUCAACCAACAGAGCAGGACGAUCAUCACUACAGCAGUGUCCUCUUCCAUCAGAAACACACAGAUCCUGUCUACAGCACAGUCCAGCCACAUCAGGCCCGAGAACAAGAGCACAUCCCCUAUGCUGUUGUCCACUUUGAAUCCAACAAAGCCCCCUGAGCACCAUGACCAGGCAGUGGAUUCCUACAAGUUGUGCAACGCAGCAAACAAAACAUAAAGCAAAUGAAUGUAACAACACACCUGCCUCUGUGAUGUGCAGAACUUCAAUACUGUUCUGUUCAUUUCUGCUGCAUUGUAUUUGCAUUCAGAGACUUCAGUUGAUGAGCUUAUUUACAC
This is a messenger RNA of Acanthopagrus latus (yellowfin seabream), 2220 nucleotides long. RefSeq names its product B-cell receptor CD22-like. The record is from RefSeq and is a predicted model, not a curated record. The transcript is spliced from 10 exons. NCBI's taxonomy places the organism in Eukaryota, Metazoa, Chordata, Actinopteri, Spariformes, Sparidae. The coding region runs from base 187 to 2043 and encodes 618 amino acids.